Messenger RNA from Dama dama (fallow deer), 1041 nucleotides. Its product is annotated as olfactory receptor 5G9-like. The record is from RefSeq and is a predicted model, not a curated record. The coding region runs from base 1 to 1041 and encodes 346 amino acids. Gene Ontology annotation, cellular component: membrane. Gene Ontology annotation, molecular function: olfactory receptor activity; odorant binding; G protein-coupled receptor activity. Gene Ontology annotation, biological process: sensory perception of smell; G protein-coupled receptor signaling pathway. The transcript has 5 exons. NCBI's taxonomy places the organism in Eukaryota, Metazoa, Chordata, Mammalia, Artiodactyla, Cervidae.
AUGGUGGAGAACCACACCACCGUGCCCAGAUUCAUCCUGCUGGGGCUCACAGACCGGGCAGACCAGAAACAGUUCCUCUUUGCCACCUUCCUGCUGAUCUACUUGGUGACUCUGGUGGGCAACCUGGGCCUCAUCGAUGUCAUCCGGGCCAGCACCAGCCUCCACACCCCCAUGUACUUCCUCCUGAGCGUGCUCUCCUUCCUUGACGUCUGCAAUUCCUCCUUGUUCACCCCUAGGCUGCUGAUCAGCUUUCUCACCACUGACCAGUCCAUCUCCUUCGAGGGCUGUGUGGUCCAGAUGGCCCUCAUGACCCUCCAUGGCUCCGGGGAGUGUGUGCUCUUGUCCAUCAUGGCCUAUGACCGAUUUGUGGCCAUCUGCCACCCUCUUCUCUACCACAGCAUCAUGUCCAAGCGUUUGUGUGUCCAGCUGGUGGGGCUCACCUAUGCUGUGGGGAUAUUCAUUUCAGCAGUGCAGACAGGGAAUGUCUUCAGCUUGCCCUACUGUGGUCCAAACGUCAUUGAUCAUUACUUCUGUGACAUCCCCCCUGUGCUCCAUCUGGCCUUCAUCUUGGUCUCUUAUGCCUACAUCCUGGUCACCAUCUGUGGGAUGAGGUCCCUGGAGGCCCAGCGCAAGGCCUUCUCCACCUGCGCCUCCCACCUCACCGCCCUCUGCCUUUUCUACGGGUCUGUGUUCCUUGUGUAUGUCCAACCCAACCCGGAAAGUGUUUCAGCCUACAACAAGAUCUUUUCUGUGUUCUACACCAUCGUGAUCCCCAUGCUGAACCCGCUGGUCUACAGCCUAAGGAAUAAAGACGUCAAGGCUGCUCACGGGAGUUGGGCUCAGACGUUCACCCCGGAUGUGGGAGGCCGCCCUGGCCGCUCCGUCCCCGGGAGCUCACAGUCCUCCGUCUCAGAAGCCCACCCUGCGGCCACCGUGCUGUGGGCCAGCGCCCCACGGGAAGGCUCUGAGCCCCCGACACUGGGUCAGGCCGGGGCCUGGCAGGACAGCGCAGCUGCCGGCUUCGUGCGGCUGAGGCAGUGA